AGGCACCAGGAGAACCGAGUGGAGAGACGCUCCCAGCCUUAGGGAUAACCAAGUAAGUUCUGAGCCUCCAGGGGGGCGAAUCUCCGCUACCUAAACAAGACCCGACUCUCCUCCCCAGUGGCUGCUUGUUCCUUCAGCUGGGGAGCAUACAGGGAAUUCUAAAUUUGCUGUGCCAAGAUAGUGAACUUCAUCAUCAGGUGGGUUAAACAGGCUAUCCCCCUGCCCGAGGGCCUUAAUGGCCUCCAAGGAUAAGUGAUAACAGGAAUACAAACUCAUCUGUGAGCAAACCACGUUAAGGAUUUUCUGUUGCUGCUUCUUUGAUUUUUUUUGACAACAAAUUUUCCUACAGGUUUGUCACCUGUAAGCAUUCCACUGAAAGCCAUGUAGUUUUGACCAUUUCUGUCCCACAGGGAAGAAAAGAGCUGGCAUGAUAGCUUACUCCCACAUCAGGUGUGUCUGAAAGGUGUUUGUGUGAACAGGCACUCAAAGCACUAGCUGUGUUAGAGUGCGUCUCUCGGGGUCUGUUGAGGCCACUGUUUACUUGCAGUGUGACGGUGUGAUUCUGUUUGUGCGUAUGAAACAAGUAACAAGUGCUUAAAGAGUGCGUGAGGUGGUGGGGCACCGUGGAGGUCAGAGCCCUGGAUUUCUUAGAGAUGGAAGGUCAUGCUUAUGACCGCUUUGGAGAUGGAGAGAGGGACAGUUACCUCAUCGACUAUAGAAGGAUUGUAGGAGACAUGGAACCAGCACGGCCACGUCCCUCAAAUAGAGAUGGGGAGCAACCUCACCCGUAUGGGGCCUAUGCCCACCCCGUGCCGCAUGGACAUGGAUAUGAGACAGCAGCCCAGCGUUACAGCGCUACACGCAUUCAAGCUGGAUAUGAACCAGAGAGCAUGGCUGACUACUUGAUCAGCGGGGGCACAGGUUAUGUUCCUGAGGACGGACUCACAGCACAACAACUUUUUGCUAUCGGGGAUGGACUUACGUACAAUGACUUCUUGAUCCUUCCCGGUUUCAUAGAUUUCACCUCUGAUGAGGUGGAUCUAACAUCAGCACUCACGCGAAAGAUUACCCUGAAGACGCCUCUGAUUUCAUCUCCUAUGGAUACAGUCACAGAGUCAUCCAUGGCCAUCGCCAUGGCACUGAUGGGAGGGAUUGGAAUAAUUCACCAUAAUUGCACUGCUGAGUUCCAGGCCAAUGAGGUGCGCAAAGUGAAGAAAUUUGAGCAGGGCUUUAUUACAGACCCAGUGGUAAUGAGUCCCCAUCACACAGUAGGGGAUGUGUUUGAGGCCAAGAUACGCCAUGGUUUCUCUGGGAUCCCAAUUACAGAGACGGGCAAGAUGGGCAGUAAGCUGGUUGGCAUCGUUACCUCCAGAGAUAUAGAUUUUCUGUCUGAGAAGGAUCAUGACCGCCCCCUGGAAGAAGCAAUGACAAAAAGAGAAGAUCUAGUUGUUGCACCAGCUGGAGUCACACUGAAAGAAGCUAAUGAUAUACUGCAACGUAGCAAAAAAGGUAAGCUCCCCAUAGUUAAUGACAAUGAUGAGCUGGUCGCCAUUAUUGCUAGAACUGACUUGAAGAAGAACAGAGAUUAUCCUCUGGCUUCCAAGGACUCUCGCAAACAGCUGCUGUGUGGAGCUGCCAUUGGUACCAGGGAGGACGACAAAUACAGACUGGAUCUCCUCGUGCAGGCUGGAGUUGAUGUUGUCGUCCUGGACUCCUCUCAAGGAAACUCAGUAUAUCAAAUUAACAUGAUAAACUACAUCAAACAUAAAUAUCCUGAACUGCAAGUGGUUGGAGGAAAUGUGGUGACAGCUGCUCAGGCUAAAAACCUCAUAGAUGCUGGUGUGGAUGCCCUGAGGGUGGGCAUGGGGUGUGGCUCUAUCUGUAUCACACAGGAAGUAAUGGCAUGCGGACGACCCCAGGGUACAUCAGUGUACAAGGUUGCAGAGUACGCUAGACGUUUUGGAGUGCCAGUAAUUGCUGAUGGAGGCAUUCAAACUGUUGGACAUGUGGUAAAAGCUCUCGCCCUGGGAGCAUCUACAGUGAUGAUGGGGUCAUUGCUUGCAGCAACUACUGAAGCUCCAGGAGAAUAUUUCUUUUCUGAUGGUGUGCGCCUAAAAAAGUACAGAGGAAUGGGAUCCUUGGAUGCUAUGGAGAAAAAUAACAGCCAGAAACGUUACUUCAGUGAGGGAGAUAAGGUGAAGGUGGCUCAAGGUGUCUCGGGAUCAGUUCAAGAUAAAGGCUCCAUUCAUAAGUUUGUUCCUUACCUCAUUGCUGGCAUCCAACAUGGCUGUCAGGACAUAGGAGCCAAAAGUUUGUCCAUUUUGCGGUCAAUGAUGUAUUCUGGAGAGUUAAAGUUUGAGAAGAGAACCAUGUCUGCGCAGAUGGAAGGGGGCGUCCACGGGCUUCAUUCAUAUUCUUUUGUGCCAUUUACGAGAAACGGCUUUACUGAGGCAGGAGGAAGAGGAAACACUCGAUCGGGACCUAACGUCCCGGCCCCAGCAGCUAUGAGCAGAUGCACCGGGCGCAUGUGAUUGAACUGCAACACACAAAGCUCCUGUGACUUCUACAGUCUAAAGUCUAACACAGCUAUUCUGUGGCCCUCUUUAAGUUCAAAGAGCACAAGAGGAUAAGUUCAAAGGAGCAGGAUUUAAAGGACGGUCACAAGAAAUCUUUAUCUGCUGUUGUCCCACCAACGCUGAGGUGCAGAGGGGAUGAUGUAUUUAUCUAUUCUGCUGUUCCCUUUCAACAAGAAAAAGCAUGCUUUUGAUUAUAUUAUAUUUCCAUGCUCAUUUAAUAUACUAGCCCCCCCCUGCCCGCCCUUUUUUUUUUUUUUUUUUUUUUUGCAGAAUAUCAGGUAGUCAGUUAAAAUUCCAUGCCAAAAUUGUAACAACAAGUGUAUAGCGCUAUGAUCAUAUUUUUUUAGCACUCUCUCUCUCUUAUGUAUAACACUAACAAACAGGAAGUAAACAUGUUCUACUUACAGCAAGUAAAAUCUUACUCUCUGAGCUCUGUGCUGCUCUGUCGUAGACGGGACAAAAACUGCAUCAGCCUUAAUUUAUAAAUGAACACUGGAAAUAGGAAGCACCUUCAAAGAACAAUCGUGCAAUUUCACCUCAAAUUUUACUUAUUUUAAUGUUAUUGCUUGAGUGAAAGGAGAGUAUUCAGUUUUCAUAUAUCAUCCUCAUUUUUAUUUUCAUUAUACAACUGAAGCUUCAUCUCAGCAUCACAACAGUAUAUAAUAUAUGACAUAGUAUAGUUGUUUUUUUUUUGUUUUUUUUUUCAGGUUCAGUAUUAAAAAAAUAUAUUAGCAAGUCUGUUAAAUAUAGUUAUAAAUCAGUAGUAUUGUGGUAAUAUAUAAUAUUCCAGUUUUGAGUUUUUCCUUUCUAGAGCUCUUUACGAAAAGCUUCUUUUGAGUUUAGGAAUUAGUUUUGAAUUCAAUUUCUUAUUUUCAACAUAUGACGAUAUGACACAUAUCGGUUUUUAACAUCUUCUAUUGCUCAACCCAAGGAAUCAAUAUUUUAUGUAAUGUAAAUUGUGUUAUAUAGUGGCUGUAUAUGUACAGUAUUUGAAUAAACAUAAUUUUUCAAACAG
Molecule: messenger RNA, 3591 nt
Organism: Archocentrus centrarchus (flier cichlid)
Lineage: Eukaryota; Metazoa; Chordata; Actinopteri; Cichliformes; Cichlidae
Gene: impdh1a
Product: IMP (inosine 5'-monophosphate) dehydrogenase 1a
Exons: 16
Coding region: 654-2531 (625 amino acids)
Biological process (GO): GTP biosynthetic process
Cellular component (GO): cytoplasm
Molecular function (GO): IMP dehydrogenase activity
Source: RefSeq, a predicted model, not a curated record